AUGGCUAGUGGUAGUGGUGGGGAUGCUGAUGACGUAGACCGGCGAAUUAACAAAGAGUUGUCGGCCUAUAUGUCUGCGGAGAUAAAUCGCCUGAUACAAGCGGCCUUGCACCAGCAGCAGCCGGCGGUACCUCGCCCCAUCCAACAUCGAGUUGUAGUACCCCGGGACCACGUCGCUACACACCAAUGGUUGUUUGAAGACUAUUUCGCUGAGCAGCUGCGGUUUGGGGACAACUUUUUCAGGCGGCGUUUUAGGAUGCACCGGGAUUUAUUUAUAGGUUGGAUGCGAGCGGCAGCCCCGGUCGCUCGCCUAUACAGAAGUGCACCCGCAAUCAGGCAGUUGGCCUACGUAGGCGCAACCAAAAUGUUCGACGAGUACCUCCACAUCGGCGAGAUGACUGCCCGCGAAUGUCUCAAGUAUUUUUUUCAGGGCGUCAGGGAGAGGUAUCUUCGUAAGCCUACUCCCGAAGACUGCCAUGAUCUAAUGGCUAUGCAUAGGUCGGUGCAUGGGUUUCUCAGGAUGUUGGACAACAUAGAUUGUACGCAUUGGGAGUGGGAGAACUGCCCCACCGCCUGA
This is a messenger RNA of Salvia hispanica, 576 nucleotides long. The record is from RefSeq and is a predicted model, not a curated record. NCBI's taxonomy places the organism in Eukaryota, Viridiplantae, Streptophyta, Magnoliopsida, Lamiales, Lamiaceae.